Molecule: messenger RNA, 6402 nt
Organism: Mus musculus (house mouse)
Lineage: Eukaryota; Metazoa; Chordata; Mammalia; Rodentia; Muridae
Gene: Plekhg2
Product: pleckstrin homology domain containing, family G (with RhoGef domain) member 2
Exons: 18
Coding region: 2229-6200 (1323 amino acids)
Cellular component (GO): cytosol
Molecular function (GO): guanyl-nucleotide exchange factor activity
Source: RefSeq, a predicted model, not a curated record
CAAAAAAUUCACAAAGAAAUGUUCAUUCUUCAAAAAUUCUGUAGUUUCCGGGUACAGUGACGCACGUCUUUAAUACCAGUACUAGGGAGGCAGAGGCAGAGGCAGAGGCAGUGGCAGGCGCUCUCUGUGAGUUCGAGGCCAGCCCGGUCUACAUAAUGACUUCCAGACCAGCCAGAGAGUUACAUGGUGAGACCCUGUCUCAAACAAGCCAAAACAUUUGAUUGAAAUUAUAAAAUGUGAAGACUUCUAAACUGAUGAGAGAACACCAGAAAAGAGGUAGAUGAGUUAAAAAAAGAAGUGCUCCAGGUGAGGAUCGAACUCACAACCUCGGCAUCGCUUACGCCUAGCACUGACAUAUAAGUACCGCGCGCUAACCGAUUGCGCCACUGGAGCUCCGGCCGCACCCUCGCGCCACAAAGUCCUUCAGUCAGUUGUAGUCGCAGGACUUUGUUGAACGGCUCGGCCCAACAUUGCAUAUGCAAAUAUAAAGCCCGCCGAUCGACCAAUAAGAACAAGAGUGUGAGACUAUUCCAGAUUCUCACGCCUCCUGGGCCCUUGCUGUAAAAGGUAAAAAGUCCUCCCGGCUCUAGGCUCUUGGAAUGUGGGCGGUGACUCGCCGUUGGAACCGCUUGCUUGCAAUUAUUCAGAGUAGGGGGCGGGGAUUUUAAAAGCCUUUACGGGAGGGCGUGCCGGAAGGCGGCCCCUCCCCCCAGCAGGCGGGAACAGGAUGUGAGCCGCGGCGGCGGCAAAGGGGAGGAGAAGCCUUGGGCGGCCGCCCCCCGCCCCACAUCUGGGACCCGACUCUCCCCGCCCCAGAUGCGGCGUUGCCGCUGCCCCCAGAGCCCCAGGACACUCAUCCCGGAGCCCGAGGCGUUCAUAGUCUUGGGCCCAGGCGUCCGGGAACUCUGUCCCGCGUUUUAAGAGACCCGCAAGUCCCGGCUCCCGCAGAGGGGCCGGGACCUCUGAUGUCCAGCGCCCCCUCCUGGAGGAGCCCGGGGCUCGGGAAGUCAGCCCCGAGGCUGGAGGCCCGUCCCGUACCCGGCUUCGAAGACCGUAGGAUCUGUGGCCGUGCAUCCUUCCCACGGGGUCCCAACUCUGAGUCCAAGACCCCCUCCUGGAGCCACUUGGGGACAGGACCUCGCGCCUCGACUUAGGGCUGCAGCAUCCAUCACCUCCAGGAGACCGAGGAGUUAGCCAGUCCUUGCGGUCCCUCCCGGAGGUGACUUCACUCCUGCCCCUCGGGUUCUGGAAACUCUGGAAUCCCGGUGCUCCCGACAACACACAGCCCUACCUAGAAGACUGAGGAGUUUGGGUCCCCAGCGCCCUGGUCUGAGACUCGAGUAGAGGGUUGCAGCAUCUUCUAUUUAGAACACCGAGACUUCGGACUCCGGAUCCCAACUCUCCCCGGAUUCUGGAGUCCGAGAACCCCAAGUUCACGACCUUAAGUCUGGGUUGUGAGCCUCCCCAGGGAUCGCGCGUUACGGUCCAGACGCGCGGGACUCCCGACCCCAAGGCCCGUGGCUCCCCGGGAGGUCGGAGUUGUGCCACUCAAUCAUGCCCGAGGGAGCCCGGGGAUUGAGCCUGCCCAAACCCAGCCUUAGGCUCGGGUGUGGCCACCAAGGUGAAGUUUGCGACUGCGCAGCAGUGAGUGACACUCCAACAGCUGGCCUAGUGCUGAGCAUGGCCAACAUAGCCCAGCCCUGUCACCACGGAGGAGACUGCUAAGCUGAGAAUUCAGGAGAAAGGAGUUGGACUCAAAGAAGAAUUCUGCAUGCAGGGAGCAGUAUGUGCAGAGGCUCACAGCUGCACCUUUAAGUAACUGGACAAAGUUGAGUGUGAAGAGGUGGGGGGCUGUUGAGAGCUGAGUGGUGGAAAGGGAACUGGGUGAAGGGUUCUACCAUGGCUGCAUUAGAUGGGGCCCCGUGCGUGUGAGGAAUUUGGACUUGAACAUAAAGGGCCUGUGCUUAUGUGAGUGACAAGGUCAGUUGGGCAGAUUCACAACGAUAGGUGUGGUUGAUGGAAGAUGUGAAUAAAAGCACUGGAGGUUUAGGUCCCAGAGAGGAAGGAGCAUUGAUAGGUACUGAAUCAGACUGGAGAAGUAGAGGAGUGGAGCAGAGACCUGUGGGGACUGUCACCUGAGUGUGGGUGACCAUGGGGACCGUAAGACCGUGUGUCUGGGAAGCCCUGACCACUUGCUCCCUACCUCAGCAGCGCAGGCAGCCACCACCAUGGCUUCUCCAAGGGGUUCUGGCAGCUCCACUUCGUUGAGCACUGUGGGCUCCGAGGGGGACCCAUCUCCAGCCUGCUCAGCCUCCAGGCCAGAGCCCCUACCGGAGCCCCCCAUACGCCUGCACCUGUUGCCUGUGGGAAUCCAGGGUUCGGUGAAACCCUCCAGGCUGGAACGAGUGGCCAGGGAGAUUGUGGAGACAGAGCGGGCGUAUGUUCGCGACCUUCGCAGCAUCGUGGAGGACUACCUAGGCCCUCUGAUGGAUGGCAGGGCCCUGGGGCUGAACAUGGAGCAGGUGGGCACACUGUUUGCCAACAUCGAGGACAUCUAUGAGUUUAGCAGUGAGCUCCUGGAGGACUUGGAAGGCUGCAGCAGUGCAGGGGGCAUCGCCGAGUGCUUCGUGCAAAGAAGCGAAGAUUUUGACAUCUAUACAUUGUACUGCAUGAACUACCCAAGCUCCCUGGCCCUGCUCCGAGAGCUGUCAGUGUCCCCGCCAGCCACUCUGUGGCUACAGGAGCGUCAGGCCCAGCUCCGUCACUCCCUGCCUCUGCAGAGCUUCUUGCUGAAGCCUGUUCAGCGCAUCCUGAAGUACCAUCUCCUGCUGCAGGAACUGGGCAAGCACUGGGCAGAGGGCCCAGACAGUGGAGGGCGAGAGAUGGUGGAGGAAGCCAUUGUAUCCAUGACUGCAGUGGCCUGGUACAUCAAUGACAUGAAGCGCAAGCAAGAGCAUGCUGCACGCCUGCAGGAAGUGCAGCGGAGGCUGGGUGGCUGGACUGGCCCGGAGCUCAGCGCCUUUGGAGAGCUAGUACUGGAAGGCACUUUCCGAGGGGGAGGCGGGGGAGGCCCCAGGCUUCGUGGGGGUGAGCGCCUCCUCUUCUUGUUCUCCCGGAUGCUGCUGGUUGCCAAGCGUCGGGGGCCUGAAUACACCUACAAGGGCCACAUCUUUUGCUGUAACCUCAGCGUAAGCGAGACUCCGCGGGACCCCUUAGGAUUUAAGGUGUCAGACCUGACCAUCCCCAAGCACAGACACCUGUUCCAGGCCAAGAACCAGGAAGAGAAACGGCUGUGGAUCCACUGUCUCCAGCGCCUCUUCUUUGAGAACCACCCGGCUUCCAUCCCUGCCAAGGCAAAGCAAGUUCUCUUGGAAAACAGCCUACAUUGUGCUCCAAAGAGCAAACAUAUCCCAGAACCCCCAACAUCCCCACUGGACUCUCCCCGACCUCGAGAUGCUCCAGGUUUUACCCCCGGCAGAAGAAACCCAGCUCCAUCUCCAAGACUUUCUGGCAGUCGCCGUGGCCGCAGGCAGUCUGGUGAGUACCCACCACUUGAAGGGGACCCAGGGAGCCAAUGGCCUGGCCUCCUGACAUCCUUUUUCCUUCCCCCAGAGCCAGCAAAGGAAGCUUAUGUCAUUUUUCCCCAGAAUGAUAAGCCUCAAGUCAAGCAUGCUGGCAGUGAAGGAGAGCUCCACCCCUCAUCUGAGCUGCAGCCAGUGUCUGCUUCUGGCCCUCCUGAAGACCUGGAGGAUGCUGGGCCUCCCACGUUGGACCCGUCGGGGACUUCCAUAACUGAGGAGAUCCUAGAACUGCUGAACCAGAGAGGCCUCAGGGACUCGGGGCCAGCCACCCACGACAUUCCCAAGUUCCCCAGAGACUCCCGGGUGCCAGUUGAAAGCGAACCCCUCCCGUUCCAAUCCCUGCCCAGCCGAGAGUCUUCAGAAGAGGAGGAGGAGGAGGACCUGGAGACAGAUGAACGCGAGCCUUCCCCACUGCACGUCUUAGAGGGGCUGGAAGGUUCGAGCGCAGCUGAAAUUCCCUGCAUUCCCAGCCUUACUGACAUUCCCAGUGAAGUGCCCAGCCUUCCAGAAAUUCCUGAGGCUCCCUGCCUUCCCUGUCUCUCUGAUAUCUCUGGUGUUUUUGAGGUACCCUGCCUUUCACCCACAUCCACUGUGCCUGACAUUCCCAGCUUGGCCACCACCCCCUCCUUUCCCUGUGGCUCCUGGCUCCCUGGACCCCUGCAGGAGGCAGCCCAGCCUCAAGCCACCAGGAGGGAACUGUUGAGUGGGAGCAAUCCAGGAAGACUGAGUGAGUCCCCCUCAGAAAGCAGAGAGGGGCAGGAGGAUGACACAGAAGGCGUGUCAUUCUCAGCUGUGCAGAGGGAGGCUGGCACCUCGGUCCAAGGAUUCCCGGAAGAACUGGAAUACCGCUCUUGUUCAGAAAUCCGGAGUGCCUGGCAAGCUCUGGAGCAGGGGCAGCUGGCCCGGCCUGGCUUCCCAGAACCUCUGCUCAUCCUGGAGGACUCUGAUCUUAGAGGAGGCAGCACCAGCGGGAAGACAGGAAUGCCACAUUCAGAGCGGUCAGCAUCGCGGGUGCGAGAGUUGGCUCGGCUCUACAGUGAGCGUAUCCAGCAGAUGCAACGAGCUGAGACUAGGGCAUCCACCAAUGCACCCCGCCGCAGACCUCGAGUCCUGGCCCAACCCCAGCCAUCCCCUUGCCCACCCCAGGAAGAGGCUGAACCAGGGGCCCUGCCUGCAUUUGGACAUGUGCUUGUAUGUGAGCUGGCUUUCCCACUGAACUGCACCCAGGAGUCUGUCCCUCUGGGCCCUGCUGUUCUGGUUCAAGCUGCCACACCUUUGUGUAUUCAAGGAGAUGACCUGAGUGGCCAGAAUCUAAAUGUUUCAGAUUUGUCCAAGCAAGGCCAUCUGAGUAGUAACUCCAUUCCACCGCCUGUCCCUUUACCUGGGCAAAGCAACUUCCAGAACAUACAGGUUCCCUCUACAUCCCUUUUGCCUAAGCAAGAGCCUCCAGAUGUCCAGGUCCCAACUGCCUCAACCUUGCCUGAUACAAGCCAGCUCCAAAGCCAAGUUCCCGCUGCCACUCCAUCAGCUGGGCAUAGAAACUGUGUGGAGAUCCAGGUUCAGUCCACCACCUCCCUUCCUGGCCAAGAGUGUCAGGCAGACACUGUGGCAUUGUCCAAGCAAGAAGGUCAUGAAGACAGCCAGAACCCAAACAAGGCCCCAGGAGCCGAGCAAAGAGACGUCAGCAUUGAUCAGGGUCUAGCUGUUGUUGGUGGCCGGCCUGUCAGCCCUUUGCCAGUGUGCACAAGUAGCCCUGACCAGCAGAUCCCAGCCACCACCCCACUGCCAUUGUCAACUGACUUCCCAGACAUGGAGGGUCCUGGUGCCUUACCUCUGCCCACACAGGAAGGUCGUCCGGACUGCAGCAUCCCAUGCAACCCUCUACCAUCUUUGUCCCAAGACGUUCAGGUGCCAGCGGUCAUCCCUGUGUCCCAGCUGCAAGGCCUUACAGACACCAGGGCCACAGUGCCCCUGUCUUCCCACAAGCAGGAGGACGCUCCAGAGUGUCUGGGUCCAGAGCCCAGCCUCACAGACACACCAGCUCCCAGACUCUUAUCUUCACUGGGCCAACAGAACACCACAGAUGGCCCUGUUUCAGCAGCUGCCGUGCCUUUGACUGAACAAGGAUGCUCUCAGGAUCUGCAAGGCCUAAUUACUUCCCCAGUUCAGACAACCAUGGAGUUACCCAAACCAAGGGGUUUAGUCUCUCGUGUUGCCACCUCAGAGUCUUUGGACUUGACCCCACCGCAUAGCCCCUCGCUCUCCACUCGCCAGCUCCUGGGCCCCAGUGCAGCUGCCCUUUCAAGGUACCUGGCAGCUUCAUACAUCAGCCAGAGCUUGGCUAGGCGCCAGGGACCUGGGGGAGAGGGCACGGUAGCCUCCCAGGGUCACUGGUCCUCCUCUGCCCCCACAUCACGGGCACCUUCACCACCACCUCAGCCCCAGCCCCCAGCCCCUCCAGCCAGGAGGCUCAGCUAUGCCACCACAGUUAGUAUUCAGGUAGGAGGUGGUGGGCGGCUACGACCAGCCAAAGCUCAGGUCCGGCUAAACCACCCUGCUCUCUUGGCAGCCCCUCACCCGGGAGCCGUUGGGCCUUCCCAGGGCCCAGGAGGCUCCUGAUGCCGCUCUCCGUAUGUAAGCCUGGACAUUAGGCUUCCUAAGCUUCAAGAACUUUCUUCACCAGGUGCCACCUAUCCUUAUGACAUCCAGAGCCUGGACGCAGGUCCAGAAAUGGCUGUAGCUUUCUAGCCCAGGAGUCUGUGUCCACAGAUGGCCCUCCUGAGGUCAUGGUUAUUUUGUUAAUUAAUUUUAUGAAACGCUG